CUCACCUCACUCUCUCUCUCAACCUCCUCUCUCUCUCUCUCUACACAUCUCAAAUCUCCAAAAUCCAAAACCAUGCAGCAGCGCCACCAUCAUUACUCAAACCAACCCCAUUUCUCCGCCGCCUCGGGUCCCGCCACUCCGUUCGGGUCCCAUGUCAUCGUCCCCUCCGCCGGAUCCGAGUCCAAGCGCGGAAAGAGGCGCGGCAGUUACACCUGCGGCCGAUGCGGCCAGCCGAAGAAGGGCCACAAGUGCCACCUCCCUGCCAACUCCACCGCCGAUGACGCGUUCGUCGAUGAGGCGCCCUCCCCUUCUCUCUCGGACAUCCGCCCCCCUCCGUCGCCACGUCAGCCGCCCUACUCCAACCUCCGCCGAGCGCUAUCGUUCGAUGACGAUGUGGAUAGUUCUGGAGGCGGCGGUUUUGACUCUCCGGACCUUGAAGAGUUCGGAGACUCCGGGGACGAUAUAGAUUUGGCUACGGGUUUGGGCGGUCUGCCGGCGAGCUGUCUUUGGGAGAUUUUGAAGAGGUUGCCGCCGCCGGGGCUGUUGUCGGCGGCGAUGGUGUGCAAGGGGUGGAGGGAGACGACGAGGAGAUUGUGGAAGGCGGCGGAGAUGCUUAGGAUUAGGGUUCCGACGAGGGCUCAGGUCGGUUUUGUUGGAUCGGUAUUGCAGAAAUGCCCGGGCCUCGUGAACCUAUCUCUUAGAAUGGAAAGUGAUGUGGAUGCAACAUUGCUGGCGUGGAUUACAUUUUCAUGCCCAAAUCUUGAGUUCUUGGAGAUAAAUACCGCCGGAAGCGCUAUCAAUAGGAUCACGGGGGAUGAACUGGGUCGUUUCGUUGUUGAUAGACGAUUCCUGAAAAGCCUUAAGAUGGAAGGUUGUUCUAACUUAUGUGGAUUUUCUCUCUGUUCAUCAAGUCUUUCUACAAUUUGGCUUUCGGGUCUUUACUCCCUCUCUAAGAUGGUUUUCAAUUGUCCCAAUCUAAAAGAGAUAUCUGUAGACUUUUCUCACGAAGAAAAUGAUAAUACUGAUCUUGUUACCAUGGCUGAUGUGCUGGGAAGGAAUUGCCCAAGGUUACAAAACAUACACAUUGCAUCAAUCCGGCUUUCCAACGCUGUUGUGCUUGCCCUUACAGCAGCAAAGCUAAGGGGGUUGAGAAUGCUUUCUCUUGUCCUUGGGUCUGAAAUCACUGAUGCAUCUGUUGCUGCCAUUGCUUCGAGUUACCAGAACUUAGAAUUACUUGAUCUGAGCGGAUCUAGCAUCAGUGAUAGUGGCAUUGGAAUUAUUUGCAAUGUGUUCCCUGAUACUCUAUCGAGACUACUUGUUGCUCUUUGCCCCAACAUCAGUUCAAGUUUCAUUCAAUUUGCUACAGCGCAGCUGCCCCUGCUUGAACUCCUGGACUGUGGCAUGACCAUAUGCGAUCCUAAUUCUCCCUCUGAUGAAACCAAUGUCCGUGAACUCCCUCAAGCAUCCAAUGAUAAAGUACACAACAGUUACCAGAAGCUGAUUAUCAAACAUGCCCGGUUGAAAAAACUGAGCUUGUGGGGUUGUUCUGGCUUAGAUGCUCUGUAUUUAAACUGCCGAGAACUCAAUGAUCUGAACUUGAAUUAUUGCAAAAAUUUGUACCCAGAGAGAUUGGUGCUUCAGUGCCCCAAUUUAGAAAAUGUGCAUGCAUCAGGUUGUCAAGAAUUGUUGAUUGGGGCCAUUCAGAGCCAGGUUGAUAACAAUGCUGCCGCGGAUAACCUAUUACCAUGUAAGCGCCUAGCUGAUGGCUCGAAGAGGGUUGGGGUGCCUCAUUUUCUCAGUGCUGAACAGCCAUCUGAGGAUCAUAAGAAGCGAAGAAAGAUCGAGAGGCGGAAGUGCAAUGUGCUUGUGUUGUGAGCAACCUCGUUGGAUGCCAUGUUGGUUUCACAAGGCUCUCUGUACUAUUACCCUGUCAACAUUAUGUUUUAUUAUCCUUAAUCACAAUAGGGUAGGGUUGGGGGCUGUUGCCUUGUAGAAUUAUUAUUUGCCUUUUCUUUCAAGAAAACUAAAUGUUGUUUUUAGCUUUUGGCUUCAGAACUAAUUAGUCCAUUUCCAAAUUGGAGACAUUGGAUUUCAUAAACCUCAAUUAAAUAAGGGGUUGUUUUAUUACAUUUAUGUUUUAUUUUUAGGUUGUAUCUUAAUUCUACUUUUCUAACAAUAAACAUGUUUUGAUGUUGUUUGUUA
Messenger RNA from Malus domestica (apple), 2202 nucleotides. Its product is annotated as F-box/LRR-repeat protein 17-like. Gene Ontology annotation, cellular component: cytoplasm. Gene Ontology annotation, molecular function: protein binding. Lineage: Eukaryota; Viridiplantae; Streptophyta; Magnoliopsida; Rosales; Rosaceae. The record is from RefSeq and is a predicted model, not a curated record.